AGUCAACUUAACCUAACAUUUUACUACCCAGGCUACAACUUAAGAUUUUUAUUAAUUAUAAUUAAAUAAAAUAAUGUAAUGGCAUUAAGAGUUCAAAGCACUGUAGGGCUUCGGCUACUUCAAGAAGUUUGCCAUGGUUUUUUGGCCCCAAUCGCCGUAUCAGCGAAUACACAAAUCGUGCGGCACAGAAGAACCAAGCAUUGGGACCCCAAAUGGAAGUUCUUCCGUCGAUUGAAAGUGAUGCCGGUGAAAUUGCCGAAUUUUCAAGAGAAGGCCGAAGAUAUAACCGACGAAGAAAUGAGAGAGAAAUUGAAGGAGCGAGGCAUGCUGCCUACUAGGCCUUGGAUGGAGAGACAGUUUUUUCUUCACUCAACAGGAGGGGUUUUCGAACCUUAUGUACCGCCCGAAGGAGAUGGAAAAGUAUCUCCAAUAUCUAAGCAGGGGGCGAUGCAGAGCCUGCGAUUCUUGGAGAAGAAGUCGAAGACCAUGUUAGCUAUUAGGAAAGUGAAACAAUACGAGGAGGAUUUCGAAACGGUCAAAUUUUGCAAAGAAGUCACGGACAUUUACACGAAAAUGCACCAGUACAUGAACGAAACGGACAAAGAAAAACUAAUCGACUUCGUAACCGAAAGAGCUUACCCGGAGGUCAUUCACAACAUCAAAAACAAAACCAUCCGCUGGAAAUUUAUCAAGGAAAUAGAGUUGCCGAGAAUCGUGCAUGCCAGAUGUACCGAUGUAGUAACGAAAGAUAAUAUAUUCGCGCAACUUACAGUACGGUUUCACACACAACAGAUUUUAGCUAUAUACGAUAGAUUCGGGCGGUUGAUGCAUGGCAGCGAAAUCUUAGCCAAGGACGUGCUGGAGUAUGUAGUGUUUGAGAAAAAUAUAUCAAAUCAAUACGGUACUUGGAGAGUGCACGCCAAGAUAAUCCCCGAUUGGCUGCCGCCCAAAGAACCUUCUAAGAUAACUUACAAGAGAAAACCGGAACCGGUCAAACUGAUUGAAGAUACAACUGCUAAAGUUCCAGCACCAUCUGAAGAGAAAAAUGUAAACGAAGAGAAGCUUAAUGUAGCGUAAUAACUAAAUUAGAUUGAAUUAGAUUGUUGGAAUAAAGGUUUUUUUUAAAUGU
This is a messenger RNA of Phyllotreta striolata, 1129 nucleotides long. The record is from the annotation of a GenBank genome assembly. NCBI's taxonomy places the organism in Eukaryota, Metazoa, Arthropoda, Insecta, Coleoptera, Chrysomelidae.